CAAAACCCGUUUCUAUCCGCGCUCUUGCUAUUCCGACCAUCUAACAUCUGGAGAGAGUAGCAAUGGCCGAUUAUUUCCAAAUAAACCCGCAAGAAUUGGAUGGUGAUGGAGAGCUCUGGAAACUUCUCCCCUCUGAUAUUUUCCCUUUUGAUCAUCAAAUUACCUCUUCCAACCUUAACCAUCCAACCUACUCCUGCUAUAACCACUACAACUACUCUCUUGCUCAGCAGCAGCUUUCAUGCAUGGGCUUUGAAGACCGCCUUUCUCAAAGCUUAGCUGCUCUCUCUUUUUCUCAAGAUUCUGGACUCAGCCCACCAUCACAUGGCUUCGUCACACCUCCUCCAAACUUGCGACGGUUUAGACCGGCGGUUCAGUGCGUUUGCCGUGCCGGUUCAUUACCCGUCCGGUGCCUUGUGUGCGAUGGAUGUCUGUCUGGAACUAACCAUGUCCGUACUGGGUUCAGAAAUGAAGCUUUUUCGACCGGUGAUCUACCGGUUUACCCCUGUCACUUUAUGAAUUCCAAUCCAAACCCGGUUCUUUCUCUGUCAGAACGCUUUAUUGAACAACAAAGACUAAUAAGGAGUUUUCUGGAGCGGCAGAGGCGGUCUACUGCGAAUCGGGUAGUGGAGAACCGGUUUGUUCCAUUUUCAGGCGGUUGUGGGGGAAAUAGGAUUGGUCACGGGACAGGAGAUUAUGGGGGGACGGGGGUUUUUCUACCUCGCAUACCAGCCAACAGCAGUUCCGCAACUUCAGCUGACCGUAUGAAUGAUCAUCCCAAGAGAAGACAGGGUGCCAGGAGCAGACAUGGAGAGGAGGCUCAGAUUCUACCUCCGAGGAACAGUUUCAUGAAUAUGGCUCAAAUGAAAAAGCAAGAAGUUUCUCCUGAUAUGGGCUUGCCUGCGGAAUGGACCUAUUGAGUAUCUCUCUUCCUCAGCCAUCAAUGCACCCCAGGGUGCACAGUCAAAGAAGAAGGGAUUGAUGGAUGAUGGCCCUUCUUUCCUGUUCGUUCCUAGCAAAGUAGAGAAUAUAGAAAGUAGUAGUAGCAGCUCAAGGACUGGUCCAACCUCUUUUUAACUUUUGUCUCUUGUUCGCCUGAUCUGAAGUUGUCUUUUUGGUUGGUCUUGACCAAGCUUCAUAUUUGGGGGCGAGUAAUGUAACAAAUAUAUUUUUUUAACAAUUUUAACAUGAGUUAGGAGCGUGGUCUGAA
Messenger RNA from Coffea eugenioides, 1207 nucleotides. RefSeq lists its product as uncharacterized. The record is from RefSeq and is a predicted model, not a curated record. Bases 63 to 917 code for a protein of 284 amino acids. Lineage: Eukaryota; Viridiplantae; Streptophyta; Magnoliopsida; Gentianales; Rubiaceae. The transcript has 4 exons.